AUGGAAGAAAAUGAUUUAAAUAAUAAUAAUAAUGAUGAUGAUGAUGAUGAUGAUAAUGAUAAAGGAGAAAAUUGUAAGAAUGAAAAAGAAUCGAUUAAUAAUUAUGAUAUCGAUGAUGAUAAUUACGACAAAGAUGAUGAAGAUGAGGAUGAUGAUGAUGAUGAUGAUUGUGAAGGUUUCUUUCUUAUUGAACCCGCCGGAAACGGAAGUAUAAACAUAACGGAAAAAAUUGCUGAAGCAAAUAAGAAACUUUACGAAGAAUCCGAUGAGGAAAUAAUAAACGAUAGAAAACAUUUUCGAAAAGUACAAUUCAGCGAUAAUUUAGUUAAUUUCGAACCAGAUUCGAAUAUUGAUUUUAUAGAAACGACAGAAGAUAAUUAUUCAACAUUGGAAGAAGAUGACAAAUUAAUUGGUAUAUCCGAAGAUGAUUAUGUAGGUGAAGACGAAGAUGUUUCGUCACAGGAUGUAUAUGAGAAAAUCAUUGAAAACGAUUUGGAAAUUCAAAAUUUCAUCGAAUCUGAUAAGAAAAAUGAUGUAGUCGAUGAAGAUGUAAAUGAUGGCGACCAUGAUGAUGACGUGGAAGAAGAAAUAAAAGAAGAAAUAUUAAAUAUAGAAAAUGUUAAUGAUGAUAAUUUAUUAGAUUUAUAUACGUCGGAGAAAAAUAAAAAAACAAACAACAAACUUUUAAUAUUAUUACCACAAAAACAAAAUUCUAGCACGGAAUCAAUCGUUGGUGAAAUUAUAACAGAAGAAGAAGAAGAAGAAAGUUUUAACAACAACAACAACAACCAAAAAAAAAAUGAUAAAAAAAAAAUGGAUGAUGAUGAAUGCGGUAAAAAAAAAUUAAACAUCGUUAAAAUCGAUGAAAAAUAUUUAAAUAAUAUUUUCGAAUAUAAAAAAUGUGAAAAAAGGCCAAAAAGUUCUGUUGGACGAUUUGGUGGCAUGAUUUGUAAAACGACAGAAAAAAACAAUCGUCCAAAAACGGCACCGAUAAAAAGAAAUUGUUACGUCAUCAAAACAGAUCUACCUGUUUACAAUGGAUUAAGAUCAGAAUAUGGUUUGAGUGCUGAACAACUCAUCGAAAGAAAAGAGAAAUCUAAAAAAAUAAAAGAACAAAAGAAGCAAAAUAAAUUAAAUAAGGAAAAUGAAGAAAGGAUUAAAAUGUACGAAAGGGAAGAAAAUUUUCAAUCGUGGCUUAUGAAGAAAAAAAAAACGCAAAACGUUAAAAAAACCGUUAAAAAAAUUAACGAUACACUUACCAGAUCAGAUGUGUAUAUUCAAACCCACGCUUCAUAUGCCACUAAUCGUAACGUACCAUAUUCCAUCGAUUAUUCUUAUAAAAAAUUAUUACGUAAUAAAAAAAAUCCUACCACGGUGGUAAAAUCUAAAAAAAUUAUAUCCCUAGAUAAAAUAUUUAAUGAAAUAAAACCGAAUUUAACAUUAAAAUGUUUUAAUUUGUACGUCGGUUUAAAUGAAAAGUAA
Messenger RNA from Pediculus humanus corporis (human body louse), 1482 nucleotides. RefSeq lists its product as uncharacterized. Bases 1 to 1482 code for a protein of 493 amino acids. Lineage: Eukaryota; Metazoa; Arthropoda; Insecta; Psocodea; Pediculidae. The record is from RefSeq and is a predicted model, not a curated record. The transcript is spliced from 6 exons.